This is a messenger RNA of Triticum turgidum subsp. durum (durum wheat), 672 nucleotides long. The record is from the annotation of a GenBank genome assembly. NCBI's taxonomy places the organism in Eukaryota, Viridiplantae, Streptophyta, Magnoliopsida, Poales, Poaceae.
AUGGCGGCGCUCCUAGCCCGGCAGGCAGCGAUGGCCCUCCGCGCUAGGCAGACGGCGCGUCUCGGCCCGUCCGCGACGGCGAUGCAGGGCCACCUCCGGACCUACAUGGACGCGGGGGCGCCCAAGAGGUUCAAAGAGGACGAGGAGAAAGAACAGCUUGCGAAAGAGCUCGCCAAAGAUUGGAGUGCUGUGUUUGAAAGGAGUAUCAAUACAUUGUUUUUGACUGAAAUGGUCCGUGGUUUGAUGCUGACGCUCAAGUACUUCUUCGAGAGGAAAGUUACAAUUAACUAUCCAUUUGAGAAGGGCCCUUUGAGCCCCCGUUUCCGAGGGGAGCAUGCUCUCAGACGUUAUGAUACUGGGGAAGAGCGUUGCAUUGCCUGUAAACUCUGUGAAGCUAUAUGCCCAGCCCAGGCAAUUACUAUUGAGGCAGAAGAACGUGAAGAUGGCAGUCGCCGAACCACAAGAUACGAUAUUGACAUGACCAAAUGCAUCUACUGCGGGUUCUGCCAGGAAGCUUGCCCUGUCGAUGCUAUUGUCGAAGGCCCUAACUUUGAGUUCUCUACUGAAACUCACGAGGAGCUGCUGUACGACAAGGAGAAACUGCUCGAGAACGGCGACCGCUGGGAGACCGAGAUUGCUGAGAACUUGAAGUCUGAGGCCCUUUACCGUUGA